AUGCUUUUCUUCCUCAGCCACAUAAGAGACAUUUUCGCGCGCUCUCAUUCACGAAGCCAAGAGAUUGCAUUAUCACGCAGGGCGUUCUUCCGACUUCUAGGUUACCUUGCCAGCUGCGUGUUCUUCUCUUUAGCUGCACAGGGCCAUGUAUAG
Messenger RNA from Lachancea fermentati, 153 nucleotides. NCBI's taxonomy places the organism in Eukaryota, Fungi, Ascomycota, Saccharomycetes, Saccharomycetales, Saccharomycetaceae. The record is from the annotation of a GenBank genome assembly.